Messenger RNA from Alternaria metachromatica, 723 nucleotides. RefSeq lists its product as uncharacterized. NCBI's taxonomy places the organism in Eukaryota, Fungi, Ascomycota, Dothideomycetes, Pleosporales, Pleosporaceae. The transcript is spliced from 3 exons. The coding region runs from base 1 to 723 and encodes 240 amino acids. The record is from RefSeq and is a predicted model, not a curated record.
AUGGCAGAUGGCGGCGACAUGAUACAUGUGGACGCGGUAUUGGGUCAUCCGACUGCGGACAAUGGCGAUGACGAUGAAUGCACGCUUGGACGCGCCAUUGAGGCCCAAAUAUAUUCCCUCCAUCCGCUCCUAGUGCCGGAUUACGAGAAGAAGGAGGAGAACGCCACCCGGCGGCAGGGAAAAGCGUUGAAGAAGGCGGCAAAGGGUAAAGGCAAAGCAAAGGCCCCGACUGGGGACGACGAGUACGACCCAGAGGGGCCUGCCUGGAAUCCCGAGAACGAUGUCGACGAAGGGUACGAGGAGAACAAAGCCGCGACAGAAGCGAUCAGCGCCAGAGUUCUAAACUCAUUCAUUCACGAGGAACACGAUUCGUCGUCGGAACUGAGACUUAAGUGGUUGGCGAGACUUGGAAGUUGGUCAGAGGAGCAAGCCUCCGAAUCUAAACAUGUCACGGCUAUGGUCGACAUGCUCUACAACCUCAUCAAGAAGCGACCAGAAGACAAAAUCAUCGUCUUCUCACAGUAUCUCAGAUACCUCGGCAUCAUCAACAAGGAAUUACGCAUGCGGCACAAUGUUGAAUGUCUUCGAUCCGAUGGCGCCGUGUUACCGAAGCACCGAACAGCCAUCGAGAAGAAGUUCUUGGAAAACCCCGAGUGCCUGAUUCUACUCAUCACCGCAGGGUGCGGUAGCGCAGGGUCAAAAAAAGAUCGUCAUGGUCAUUAG